Schistocerca serialis cubense is the source of this 1026-nucleotide messenger RNA. RefSeq lists its product as uncharacterized. The transcript has 2 exons. Lineage: Eukaryota; Metazoa; Arthropoda; Insecta; Orthoptera; Acrididae. The record is from RefSeq and is a predicted model, not a curated record. The coding region runs from base 13 to 1026 and encodes 337 amino acids.
AACAGUACCAGCAUGUAUGACCCGAAAACUGGUAUCCUCUUGACAGCACCGUUGGAUCGUCGACGCUUGAGAAAAGAUGCAAUCCCAUCGAAGUUGCCUGGAUGUCCAUCUUACUUGUCGAGUCAUCAAAUUGCAGUACGAGAGGAUCCAGAAAUUCGUAGGGGGCGUUUAGAAAAUCGUGCUCUUCAAAUUGCUAUCCAAGAAAGUGUGGACACACAUGCGAAAAUGAUUGAUGCGAUAUCGUUCGAUAGUUUAGAACAAAUGAAAACAAAGUUGAGUGAAUGUGAAAAGCACAGUGACUGGGUAGUGAUAAACAAAUCUGACAGUGUGAGCCUAGUGUUACUAAAGCAUAAUCCUUACCCAAGAAUUUUUUGCCACGUAGUUAUAAGCAGUGGUUUAUUACUCAGUGUCUUCAAUAAUGAUAUUGAAGUGAAAUGUAUUGGAAACAUGAAAUUUCCCAUGAAAGUAAACAACAUACAGGUGGUAAGUGAUGUUCUUAAGAACAUUUAUCUUCUGUAUAAUAGUUCUGAGGCUCCUGUAGAUAACAUUUUGUCUUUAAUUGACCAGUUAUUGCAAAAUUUUUUAGAAAAGUUACCAGGAAACGAAAGUAAAAUUACAUUUUUGAAGGAACAGAUUUCAUUUUUGAAGUGCAGAAGUUCAACUCAAUUUAGGUAUGAUACUAACUCUAUGAUAAUGUGGUCAUUAGUACAUUCUAUAAGCCCACAUGCUUACAAAUUUUUGAGGAACACUGACAGUUUUUCUAUGCCUAGUCCUAACACCCUUUCAAGGCUUUGUAGUAAACUCUCAACAAAUCCUGUCAUUGAGCGACAGGGUCAUCAGUUUAUGAGCUACAUCACAAAUAAAGUAGGUACUUUAUCCUCAGAUGAUAAAACUGUGCUCCUGUUGAUGGAUGAAAUUCAUCUGAAGUCUCAGCUUGAUUACAAAGCUGGAAAUGUUGUAGGAUGUGCCUUUAACACUGAAAAAUUUUUGUGUGCAACCAGCGCCUAUGUUCCUAGGUGGCGUUGA